AGUUUUCCCAACUCAAUCCCUAGAUCAAGUACUUCCAAAGAUCAAGUUUUCCCAACUCAAUCCCAAGAUCAAGUACUUCCAAAGAUCAAGUUUUCCCAACUCAAUCCCAAGAUCAAGUACUUCCCAAGAUCAAGUUUUCCCAACUCAAUCCCAAGAUCAAAUAAAUACCUACACCAUUUUUGUCUACUCAACCCUUCACCAAGUUUCCCAUACUUCUGUAACAUGCACAAUUGUAUCCCCUGAACACAAUAAAACACAUGUAAAUAAAGCAACAAUUGAUAAAAGCCCUGCUUCAAUUUCCCCAUGCAUACCUGUAAAGCUAUCCACUGAAGUUUUGAUCAUUCGUUUACUGAAUUUCAGCUAAAUAAUGUGAAUGAAAUGCUUGAAUUUCAACAUAUCAUUCCAUUUUGAGUGUG
Messenger RNA from Owenia fusiformis, 416 nucleotides. NCBI's taxonomy places the organism in Eukaryota, Metazoa, Annelida, Polychaeta, Sabellida, Oweniidae. The record is from the annotation of a GenBank genome assembly.